Molecule: messenger RNA, 5190 nt
Organism: Zalophus californianus (California sea lion)
Lineage: Eukaryota; Metazoa; Chordata; Mammalia; Carnivora; Otariidae
Gene: ATF6
Product: activating transcription factor 6
Exons: 16
Biological process (GO): endoplasmic reticulum unfolded protein response; regulation of transcription by RNA polymerase II
Cellular component (GO): nucleus
Molecular function (GO): DNA-binding transcription factor activity, RNA polymerase II-specific; RNA polymerase II cis-regulatory region sequence-specific DNA binding
Source: RefSeq, a predicted model, not a curated record
CACUCCUCUUUUCUGAUUUGCGCAAGUUCCCCGGGCGGUGGAAGCACUUUGUCUUCACUCGGCCACCGUCCGCAGGGCGGUGGGGAGUAUUUUGUCCUCCUGCCGCCGCCGUCCGGGUUAUUAGUCACCGAGUUCCAGGCCGCCGGAACGUGGGGCUUGCGGGAGCCGGCUGCCGUUGCCGGCACCAUGGAGUCACCUCUUAGCCCGGGCUUCUCUCACCGAGCCGAUGAGGAUUGGGAUUCUACACUGUUUGCUGAACUUGGCUAUUUCACAGACACUGAUGAUCUGCAAUUGGAUGCAGCAAAGGAAACUUAUGAACACAAUUUUGAUAAUCUUGAUUUUGACUUGGAUUUGAUGCCUUGGGAAACAGGCAUUUGGGACAUCAACAACCAGCUCUGUACAGUUAAAGAUGUUAAGGCAGAACCUCAGCCACUUUCUCCAGCCUCCUCAAGUUGUUCAGUCUCCUCUCCUCAGUCAAUGGACUCUUACUCUUCAACUCAGCAUGUUCCUGAGGAGUUGGAUUUGUCGUCUGCUUCCCAGAUGUCUCCCCUUUCCUUAUAUGGUGAAAGCUCUCAUAGUCCCUCCUCAGCAGAGGCACUGAAAGAAGAUAAGCCCAUCAUUGGUCCUAGGAGCAAAACUGAAAAUGGACUGACUCCAAAGAAAAAAAUUCAGAUGAAUUCAAAACCUUCAAUUCAGCCCAAGCCAUUAUUACUUCCAGCAGCACCCAAGACUCAGACAAAUUCUGGCGUUCCAGCGAAAACCAUCAUUAUCCAGACACUACCCACACUUAUGCCAUUGGCAAAGCAGCAGCCAAUUAUCAGCAUACAUCCUGCACCCACUAAAGGUCCGACCGUCAUGCUUUCUCAGCCUGCCGUUGUACAACUUCAGGCUCCUGGAGCUCUGCCCUCUUCUGCCCCAGUCCUUGCUGUCGCAGGGGGAGCCACACAACUACCUAAUCACAUGGUGAAUGUGGUACCGGCCCCUGUGGCAAACAGCCCGGUGAAUGGAAAACUUUCAGUGACUAAACCUGUCCUACAAAGUACCAUGAGAAGCGUGGGCUCGGAUAUUGCCGUGCUAAGGAGACAGCAACGUAUGAUAAAAAAUCGAGAGUCUGCUUGUCAGUCCCGCAAGAAGAAGAAAGAAUAUAUGCUUGGCUUAGAGGCCAGGUUAAAGGCUGCGCUUUCAGAGAAUGAGAAGCUGAAGAAAGAGAAUGGAUCACUGAAGCGACAGCUGGAUGAAGUCGUGUCAGAAAACCAGAGGCUUAAAGUUCCUAAUCCGAAGCGAAGAGCUAUCUGUGUGAUGGUAGUGUUGGCAUUUAUAGUACUCAACUAUGGACCCAUGAGCAUGUUGGAACAGGAUUCCAGGAGAAAGAAUCCUAGUGUGAACCCUGCAAAUCAAAGGAGGCAUCUUCUAGAAUUUUCUGCUAAAGAGGUGGAAGAUACAUCAGAUGGUAUCAUCCAGAAAAACAGCUACAGAUAUGAUCAUUCUGUUUCAAAUGACAAGGCCCUCAUGGUGCUCAGUGAAGAACCAUUACUCUAUAUUCCUCCACCUCCUUGUCAGCCCCUGAUUAACACCACAGAAUCUCUCAGGUUAAAUCAUGAACUUCGAGGAUGGGUUCACAGGCAUGAAGUGGAAAGGACCAAGUCGAGAAGAAUGACGAAUAAUCAGCAGAAAACCCGUAUUCUUCAGGGUGCUCUGGAACAGGGUUCCAAUUCUCAGCUCAUGGCUGUCCAAUACACAGAAACCACUAGUAUCAGCAGGAACUCAGGGAGCGAGCUGCAAGUAUAUUACGCGUCACCCAGAAGUUAUCAAGACUUCUUUGAGGCCAUCCGCAGAAGGGGAGACACAUUCUAUGUUGUGUCAUUUCGAAGGGACCACCUGCUGCUACCGGCCACGACCCACAACAAGACCUCAAGACCAAAGAUGUCAAUAGUAUUACCAGCAAUAAACAUAAAUGAGAACGUGAUCAAUGGGCAGGAUUACGAAGUGAUGAUGCAGAUUGACUGUCAGGUGAUGGACACCCGGAUCCUCCACAUCAAGAGCUCGUCAGUUCCCCCUUAUCUCCGAGAUCAGCAGAGGAAUCAAACCAACACCUUCUUUGGCUCCCCGCCAGCAGCCCCGGAGGCAGCCCACGUUGUCCGCACCAUCCCGGAGUCAUUACAAUAGACUCUGAGGCUGUGCCAGAAAACACGGUGGGACCCUGCCCCCGCUGCACUGGAGAGCUGGGGAGAGACCUGUUCCUGUCUGCCUUCUUGGUGGCAGGCCGAGAGCUGCCUCACAGUAGGGUUCCAGGGGUAGCAAGAAAAGUUGUUUUUCACGUCUGCCUUUCUACUGGGAAAGCACUGAUACGCAGACACAAGGGCAGUGGCCUUUCUCCGACGGCAGAUGUUGCCUGCAUCCUCCUUGCUGCCUGGUGUCGAAUUUUUUCUGUACCUUCCUAAAUUGCUUUUCCUCCUGUAUUUCUUUUGUUUAAAUAGUCCUCUUUAAAAUAAGAUCUUCUUCCCUUCUCUGCCAUUUCACUUAUUGAUAAAGAGAUUUUUAUUUAUAGCUGUACAGCACACUGAUGUUUCCAGUAAUCAGAGUUUUUAUUAAUUUAAUGCAAAUCCAUUCUGGAUAUUGUGCUUAUUGGAAACAGAUUUCAAAACCAGAACAGCCAAAAACGUCCCCCAAAAGAGUCAAGACAAUUGAGGGCUUUAGGUAAAAGGGGGAAAUCCCAAUUGGGUAAAGUUGGUCUUCGCCUGGGAAUUGUGGCUCCCACCUGAGCCGGUGUGUGCGUAACCGCGUGGGGCACUGGCACAGGGCACUGGGGUGGAGAGACUGUCAGGGAAGAGCAGGGUCCACGUGGGCCAAGGAAGGAGGAGCCAGCUCUGUUAACACACGUUUAAAACACUGCAGGUUUUGAUGUGACUGGAGUUUGAUGAAAGCCACAGCAGCCUUUUUUUCUGAGGCCACUGAGUGUUAGUGUAUGUGCUUAUAUGUUCUCUGUACUUGUCUGGUGCAGGUCCGUAAGGACCCCGGGACAAAUCCUUCAGCCUUACUGUGAAUCCCCACCCACGACACACCUUCUACUAGUAUGACGAUAACUGAAUUCGGCUAAGGAACACGCAGGGUGAUGUUAAGCAAACUAGUUUUUUUUUCUCAUGAGAAUUGGCAGGUAUUUAUUCCUUAAGACUCUGCAGACAGGCCAGCUUGGAUUCCUGUUCAGGGAGUGCAUCCCACAAUCCUGCAAUAAUUUUCAGUUUCUCCAGUGAAUAGACAGUGAAGGAAUUAACUUUUUUGUCCUCCCAUGGUAAAAAAAAAAAAAAAGAAAGAAAGAAAGAAAAAGAAAAAAUAGCCCUACUGUGUUCCCUCAUAUCUUACUGUACUUUGACUACUUUCUUCUCCUCUCUGGUGUUCUGCCUUCAGUUUCUAAAGUGAGUCUUCCUGUUCUCCUAUGAAACCUUGCACUUUCUUGCUAGAACUCGUUCUGCAGACAUGGCUUCUUACCCUAAUCCACUUGCCUGGGUCGGCGUUCUUCCCUUCCAGUCCCCGCUCCGGCCUCCCAUUGCUCUGAGUUGGAGGAGGAAAGACUAUGGGUGCAAGUCCUGUGGGGUGUCCCGCGGCCGGCCCCCUCCUGCCCGCAAGGGUCAGCCUGGCUUCUAAAUAAUUCUGAAGAAUCACUCAGGCUUCCACCUCUGGACAGCGGCGCCUCCGUGCCCAAGCUCCGAUGGAUGCGCUCCGAGGAGAUCUGUGUAACUUCGUGCGGCCAACGGGGCGCUCUGCUGCCCGGGUCCCCAGGAAUCUGGGGUUUGGUGGCGUUAACAAGCCUGCAACAGCCCCCACUGCGGCUGCUGUCCAGGGCGACGUCCACACGGGAAUCACCUUCCCCGGGGCUGCUCCGCUUCUAAUGGGCGCCAGGCCCAUGCGGACAAGACCUGCACGUGGCAGGACAGCCUUCUCUCGGGAGUGUCUCCUCCCAUCGUGCACACCAGCCAAGCACGUAGCCAUGGCCCUGGCCAGGGGGCAAGGGGACAUGGUCAUUCCCAAGCUGCUAGUCUGCCCGAGCUGUCACCGCUGUCACCGUGGCCACGGGCAUGGCCUUACAGACGGUGCUUCCUGUCCCGUGUGCGGACUCUGACCCACAGGCCAACUGCCCGCUUCUCGCCCUGUGCUCAGCCUUCACCCUCCACCCCAGCUUCCCUGACCGGUCCAACCAACGGUGGCAGUCACGUCGCGUCAGCCCACCUGGAUGCCUCUCCUGCAGGUGGGGAUGCAGGUGCCGACGGCAAGGAGUCCAGACCGCACAUGGCAGCCUGGGAGCCGCGCCCGCUCUCCCCCUGGUUUCACGUCUCAGGAAGGGAGGGAAUGACAACUACAAGGCAGUAAUCUCCUUUUGUAAUUACUGUCAAAGCUCUUACUAAUUCCUGGGCCCCACAGCAGUUCUGCCGUAACAUCUGUGCUCGCCCGGGUUAAGCAUGUUGGGAAAGAGAAAGUGGCUAUGCCUGAUGAAUAAAUUAAGCUGCUGUUUGGGUUUAGUUUUAGGUUGAAAUCACCUUUUGGGGAUUGCAGCCAGGAACGAUGGGGGCUCUGCAUCUAAAUUUAUUAAGUUUAUAUUAGGUGGGAUUUUGCAAGCUUGUGGGAUAAUUAGAUCAACUAGAGGACGCAAGUCCACCCAUGGGGUAGGGAACUCUCUUCCCUUUGUCCCCCCGCUCCUCCUCCCCCAGGAAGUGGCGGCGGGCCUGGGCUGGGACCGAUUCUCCCGUCUGCUUGCAAGCCCCACGUGUGGAGGCUUCGUGGCAGCGGAUGGUUCCUCGUACUAAUUACUGAGUCAGGCAUCCGGGCUCCCCCACCACAGGGUUAGCUCCCCCAGCAGAACAUCAGCCUGGUAGUGUAAACGGCCUCUUUCCAAAGUUGGGAUUUGUAAAGGGAUCAUCUUGAAUCAAAAGUUUGCCAUGCUUGUCAUUUAGAAGCUUUCCAUUACAUUACUGGGUGAGGUUUAUCUUUUCACAAGUAAAAAAACAAAAACGAAAAAACUAACUAUAAAAUCUCAGAGCAUCUUCGAACUUUUUUCUAAAUGACUACAGGCUCCAGCACCAAGCUGACACGUCUUUGCCUUUUCUUGUGAGCAAGAAGUAGACACGGAGGUAUUUGAAAGCAGCAAUGUUAUGAGUCAUUCUUGAGUGUUCUGAAUAAACAUUACUUAGAAACAGA